Penicillium atrosanguineum is the source of this 984-nucleotide messenger RNA. RefSeq names its product S-adenosylmethionine-dependent methyltransferase. NCBI's taxonomy places the organism in Eukaryota, Fungi, Ascomycota, Eurotiomycetes, Eurotiales, Aspergillaceae. The record is from RefSeq and is a predicted model, not a curated record. The transcript is spliced from 3 exons. The coding region runs from base 1 to 984 and encodes 327 amino acids.
AUGAACACCCGACUCGCCGAGUUCCUGGCCAUUGGUGAGGAGGUCACGGAUGCUGAAGAGGAAGCCUUCCUCCUCUUCAGUCAAGAGAUCCCCUCGAGCAACCUGGGGUUCGUCGACUCCCGCGCUACGACCGUCGAUGUGACGAUCCGUGGCGGCGAGUACUCAAUCCACCAGUCUCCGACGUUGCUCUCGUCCUCUCGUGCCGGGGGCACAACGGGCGCCGUCCUCUGGAAAAUCACACCCCACUUCGCGGAAUGGAUAUCCUCCCCUUCCAAUCCUCUCCGAACACACGGCUUCCUUUCCUCGGACUCCGUGGUAACCGAGCUCGGCUGCGGCAUCUCUGCCCUAGUCGCCUUGGCCGUGGCCCCCACCGUGCAACACUACAUCGCCACGGACCAAGAGUACGUCCGGCGUCUGUUUCGCACAAAUGUUGACGCCAACGCGGCUGUGAAUGCACCCUCGGCCAAGCAAAGGGGUAGUAAAGCUAAAGGAAAAUCUGCAACUAAAAAGCAGUCCGCCGGGAUCCCGACGGCUUCUAAUAUCACAUUCACUACCCUGGACUGGGAAACGGAUCAACCCGGCUUGCUGAAGGGUUGUAUCGAGUCUGAGACCAGUGGCCGUGAUACGCUUCACAAUAAUGACAAUGACGUCGAAGAGGAGGAUCUAGGCUUCGACCUUUUGCUCUCUUGUGAUUGUAUCUAUAACGAAGCUCUCGUCGCACCAUUUGUGCGCACAUGUGCUGAGAUUUCUCGUUUACGCCCUGCGUAUCAACCUUCAGAGGAAUCGGACUCUCAGUCUCGUCGCCCGCCGACGGUCUGCAUCAUUGCGCAGCAGCAGCGCUCCCCGGAUGUCUUUGAGACCUGGCUUCGGGAGACCCUACGAGAGUUUCGUGUUUGGAGGUUAAGCGAUGAGGCUCUCGGGGAUGGGCUAAAGGGUGGCAACGGGUACUUAGUACAUUUGCUCAUGGUGAGGGAGAAGAAUUGA